This is a messenger RNA of Vicia faba (fava bean), 900 nucleotides long. NCBI's taxonomy places the organism in Eukaryota, Viridiplantae, Streptophyta, Magnoliopsida, Fabales, Fabaceae. The record is from the annotation of a GenBank genome assembly.
AUGAUAGAUUUAUUUUUGAAUCAGAAAACCAAAUCUAAGGAUUGGAGGAAGUACUUGAUAUUUAGGGAGGAAUGGAAGAAAUAUAGGAAUAGCUUCUUCAUUAGGUGCCAAAGAAGAGCUGAGAUGGAGAAUGAACCAACAAUGAAGGAGAAAUUUGCUUCAUUAGGGAGAAGGGUUAAGAAGAUUGAUGAUGAAAUGGAAGGACACUAUGAACUUCUCAAGGAGAUACAAGAUUUUCCGACCGAUAUUAAUGCCAUAGUUGCACGAAGGCGCAGAGACUUCUCUGGAGACUUUUUCCGCUACCUCUCUCUUAUUGCUGAUACGUAUGACAGCUUGGAGGAUCGUGAUGGGAUUGCAAGGCUUGGGGCUAAAUGCUUAUCGUCUGUUGGGGCAUAUGAUAAUACUUUAAAGAAUAUGGAGACGUUAGACGCUGCGCAGGCCAAAUUUGAUGAUAUCCUCAAUUCUCCUUCAAUUGACGUAGCUUGUCAGAAAAUCAAAAGCCUUGCAAAGGCAAAGGAUCUUGAUUCUUCAUUGGUAUUGUUGAUAAAUGGUGCUUGGGCUAAAGCGAAAGAAUCUACAACAAUGAAGAAUGAGGUGAAAGAGAUAAUCGAUUCUCUGCCUUGGCAAUGGCUUUUCUCUCCCGGUGAUGAACAUGAAGCCAAGGAUCCUAAUGCUUUAUACACCACCCCGAAGGAGUUGCACAAAUGGAUUCAGAUAAUGCUUGAUGCAUAUAAUCUGAACAAGGAAGAAUCAGAUUUAAGAGAAGCUAGGCAAAUGACUGAUCCAAUAGUUAUUCAAAGAUUGUUUAUCCUCAAAGAUACCAUUGAGAAGGAAUACAUGGAAAACAAAACAGUUCCAAAGUCUGAGACAGAGGAUGACUCCCUAUCAGAAGUGUUUUGA